Molecule: messenger RNA, 642 nt
Organism: Echinostoma caproni
Lineage: Eukaryota; Metazoa; Platyhelminthes; Trematoda; Plagiorchiida; Echinostomatidae
Source: the annotation of a GenBank genome assembly
GUUAUACCUGAGGCCACGGACUUGUUCUCCUUUGAACUGGAAUCCAACGGAAUCCCCAAUGAUCUGAAAAAUUUCACCGAUACAACAACAACCAUAGACGUGGAUUGGUUCGACCUAAUCGAUACAAGUGAUACUUCUGGUGAUCUGGGUGACAUCCAACUAAGCCCUGUCCCGAAAAUUCUUCAUUCCCCACCGGAACCCGUUCAACCUGAUGUGAACAAAUCGCGCCUGGCCUGUUCUGCUUCAACCUUUUCCACUUCGGUCCCUUGCCCCACACCAUCGCGCAUUUUCUCAACAAAUUGUCGAUCAGAUAGUCACCAGAGAGGAAGAAAAUCUUCCCCUGAUCUGCGACUAAAACUCAUGGAUAAAGAAUGUCGAGAUAUUGAUCAUGAUCUUGAUGCAAUUGAUUUCCACAGUGAUGAUGACACAGUAAAAGAGGGCGAUUUAUCAGAUGCAGGUUCAAGGGAUUUUGCAGAUGAAGGUGACAGCUUUGUGCCCGUACGAUCUCGCACCGGUUCGAUCCACUGUUCUAAUAGGUACCUGCACAAUGAGGAUAUCGUUAAUGGCAGACCGGUGAGCUGUCAGUGGUUCCUCGAUCCGGCUAUAGCCCCGGAUUUCGGCUUUUCAUCCUAUCUUUGGUGA